AGCAGUUGUAGCAGAUACACUUUGAACUCGGUGUCUUCACUUCAGCUGCAGCAUCUACUCCGUUUUUAACCUAAACAUGGCCAACAACUUAGUAUCUGGCAGAACAAAUAAUGAGGAGCUGAGGAUAGUGAUGGUGGGUAAGACUGGAAUUGGGAAGAGUGCCUCUGGAAACACCAUUCUGGGAAGAGACUGCUUCAAAUCAAAGCGCAGUGCUAAGUCUAUGACUGUACACUGUUCUAAGGAGAAAGCUGAGGUGGAUGGACGACGGGUUGCUGUUAUUGACACCCCGGGCCUGUUUGACACCAGGUGCGACCAGGAUAAAACCAUUGAAGAUAUAUGCCAGUGCCUCACUUACGCUGCUCCUGGACCUCAUAUCUUCCUGGUGGUCAUCGGGCUGGACAGAUUCACUGAAGAAGAAAAGCAGACGGUGCAGAAGAUUCAAGAAAUCUUUGGCCAGGAUGCAGACAGAUACAGCAUGGUGCUCUUUACUCAUGGUGAUGACCUUGAAGAUACAACUAUUGAGGAGUUCUUGGAUGAAAGUGAAGACCUGCAGGAAGUCGUAGCCAGAUGUAACGGCCAGUACCAUGUCUUCAAUAAUAAGCUGAAGGAUGGCGCUCAGGUCACCAAGCUGCUCCACAAGAUCAGAAAUGUAGUCCAGAACAACGGAGGAAGCCACUACACCAGUGAGAUGUUCCAAGAGGCUGAGAGGGCAAUCGAAGAGAAGAAACAACACAUCCUCAAAGAGAAAGAAGAGCAACUACGCAGAGAACAAGAAGAAAUGGAGAGGAAAUCACAGGAAAAAUAUCAAAAAGAGAUCAAGGAAAUGAAUGAGAAAUUACAGGAUGAGAGAGAGCAGAAAGAGAGGGAGCUGAGAAAAAUGAAGGAACAGCAUGAGAAAAAAAUCAAAGAGGAAAGAGAAAAGUUGCAACAGAAGUAUGAUAAUGAGGCCAGAAAGCAAGCUGAGGAGUUUAAUCCACUACAUAUGCUGGUAAAAGCUGGUAAAUUAGUGGGUAAAGCUACUUUAAAAACUCUUGAAGUAGUGGGUAAAGCUACGGUAAAAACUCUUGAAAAGGUGGGUGAAGUUACGGUAAAAACUGCUGAAGUAUUGGGUAAAGCUGCAGUAAAUACUACUGAAGCAGUGGGUGGUGUUGUGGUAAAAGGUGCUGAAGUAGUGGGUGAAGCUGUGGUAAAAAGUGUUGUAGUAGUGGGUGGUGGUGUGAUAAAAAACAUGCUGAAGUGAAUGAUUUUAACAAAAAAUAUGGAUAAAGUACUUAAAUCAGGGGAAAUGUGAAGAUUUCCUAAUUUUGAGUGGUCUCAUUCAGGCAGUUAACCUAGAGAGGAACUCUCCGGAGGCCCCUGCAUACUAUUUUAUCUAAAUCAAUGAUAAUUCUCAUUGUAUUUGUUGAGGUUGAAUUCUUCUGUAGAUUAGUAAGGCUAAGUCAUCAUAUUAUGAAUCUCAUGUCUGCUUAUUCUCUCCUCAUAUAUUUUUGAAAAUGGCCUUAAGAGAUAUUUGGUGUAGUUCACAUUUGAAAGUAUUAAAUGCUGUUAAGUGUGUCUUUACAGUUUUUAUUCUCAUUGAACUUAUGUUCUUGUUGAUUUGUGUUCUGCAAAGAUAAUCAUGAAUAGCAAAAGUUCUGACACUCCUCUAAUGGAUUACUUUUGAUGUGGUGCCACCUAGUGGGUGUAAAAUUAAUAUUCCCACCAGAAUCUAUUCAUUUCUUCUCUAUGGUCACUCUGGUUUGCUUGUUUGUAUUAUAACUUGCCUUUGAUUUAGUUUUCCUGUUUGUCAUCAAAGUAUUUUUUCAUGGAUUAUGUUUAUGAUUUAUGCCAUUUAACAACAAAGAUGUGAUAUAGUGAACAACAAAAUAAAGAUGUGAUAUUAAGACUAAAACUAAUAAAAAAAAGUUGAAACCCUGA
Molecule: messenger RNA, 1917 nt
Organism: Thunnus maccoyii (southern bluefin tuna)
Lineage: Eukaryota; Metazoa; Chordata; Actinopteri; Scombriformes; Scombridae
Product: GTPase IMAP family member 9-like
Exons: 2
Coding region: 77-1240 (387 amino acids)
Molecular function (GO): GTP binding
Source: RefSeq, a predicted model, not a curated record